GGUACCUUGAUGGAUCAUGACUCCCCAGAUGACUCAAACCCAGACGAUCCCCACCAUCAAUUGAAUAUCGCUCUUGAUGGACUUAUCGGCCCAAUCUCCCAUAGUGCAAAAUCAACCACAAACAAACUUUGUCCAAAGAAAAAGAAACAGUCUGGCGAGGCUGCCCUUAAGCCUGGAAAUUCUUAUCCAGAUGAGAAAAAGCGUAAAUCAAAAGAGGCUAUUCGAAAAGAGGAGCCGACUCAAAAACCCUCUAAGUUCCCUUGCACUUCUAGUGAUCUGAAGACCUUGAACGCUGAAAAUACAUCUGAAUUUAACUCCGAACGCAAGAUUUCGGAACGGCCCAAGUCCAUAGUCCCUAAGUCUGGACGUAAUCGGAGAGCGGUUAACAUAGCCUCUUCUAAAACUGAAUUCCCUAGGCCGGUGCCAAAUCGGGACAUCGAUCCGAUCUCUUCGGAACAAAGAGCUGUUUCAUCUUAUAACUAUUCUUCUUAUUCUCACCUUUGCAAGGACCCAAGUUCGCCUGGUGAAUUCCCGGAUCCUGUCGAUUCAAGCUCAUUACCACAUGGUGAGUAUCAAUCUCUUGACCUGUCAAUAAGCAGCAAAUCCCAAAGCAAAAUUCACCGGACGAAAUUGGAAAAGGUAAGAGUCUACAAAGUGGGCUGA
Messenger RNA from Protopolystoma xenopodis, 663 nucleotides. Lineage: Eukaryota; Metazoa; Platyhelminthes; Monogenea; Polystomatidea; Polystomatidae. The record is from the annotation of a GenBank genome assembly.